AUGCAUGGAUACCACGAGUUACUUCUUUUAUGCCGGAGAUUCCAUUCGAAACUACCGAAACGACACUCCAGUCCUUUUUACGUUGUGCUUGCCUAUAUUUCUUUUUUAAAGUUUAAAAGGAAUAAGGAACGAAAUGGUUUCGUGGCAAGUGACUGUCUUUCUUCAUCGAAUCCUCCAGUAAAGUUACCAUUUUUUGUCGGUUAUUAUAAUAUACCCAACGAACAAAAUACGCAAAAUAAUUUCACAACGCGUUUGACACACUUAAUUGUUGUAUACGAUAAACUGUACGAUAACGACCUUUCUGGACUCAAGGAUGUGGCAAAUUUUAAGAAUAGUAAUUGUAAAGUAUUAUUAUCUGUCCAACCUUUUCAAUUAGCUGUAGCGCUGGGUUGGCAAAUUAAUAAUAUUACUAGUUAUUUAGAAAAUCUUAUCAAUAACUAUAAGCUCGAUGGUCUUGAUCUCGAGUAUUCUAAUUGUCAGAAUAAUCUGGAUAACUUUAAUAGCUUCGCAAAUAUAACAAAUACAUUGCACAAUUCAAAAGCUAUGUCAUCGAAAAUUAUAUCGAUCACUUUCAGACCGGAGUAUUUGGUUCAUGCUUAUAAGUUUGAUACUUUCAAUAGCUCGGUAGAUUUCGUAAACAUCAUGGCAUAUCAGUAUAACCUUUUUAACAAUACAGCCAUCGCCUUAAAUUCACCCUAUGAUGGCCUGCAAGUGACUUAUCCGCAAAUGCUUAAAAAAUUUAGUGAAUUCUUUGGAACGAGCAAAAUAGUUCUUGGCGUGAAUUUUGGUGGUAUCAUAGAAUUGAUUCAGGCUCAGUCUAUGGAUUUCGAGAAUGAAUAUAAUAAUAAUGGUAGUAAACCUCUUUCACGAAUUUCAUAUAAUCCUCUCUCCACCACAUUUGGACAGUUGGAUACUAGAUGUUCGAGUUUAUCCAAUGCAUAUUCGUGGUCAUUCAAAGAGAUGGUAAACUCUAAUGUACUUUCAAAAGAUUUUUCAAUCAAUAACCAUGAGUGGAAUUACCGACCCGACUGUACAUCUCAAGAACCAUAUAUUUUCCAGACUUUUAAUAAUAAUAGUGGUAAUAAUGGUGGUAGUAGUAAUCCUCUAACUAAUAAUACUCAAACUAGUAAUUCUCCAUCAAGGAGAACUACAACUGGUUUGAGAGCAGCAGCAUCUGAAACCAAUUCUCUGAAUCAGUUUCAGUUUGUAUCAUUUGAAAAUCCUUCAUCUCUAGGAUUGAAGCUAGCUUAUAUAUCUACUAGUGGUUAUGGCGGGAUAGCGAUUGCAAAUCUCGCAUGGGAUACUGAUGAUCUCGUGAUGUUUAAUAACCUUACAUCCAUGAUCAUACCUAGCUCUGGUCAGCCAAAUUCAUCUCUCUCCGGCUCUACCAAUCAUUUUACUAGCGGAGUAAUUGCUGGAAUCGUCGUCGCUGCGGUCUUAUUUUUCGUGAUACUACUUAUUUCUAUCGUAAUCUUCAUUAAAAGAAAAAAAGGGCAGAAUGAUGAGAUGAGUGUGAAACCAACUGAAGCUCGGUCAAACCCACAGGCGCCGUCCAAUACUGUUAUUCCUAAUACUGUUUUAACAACUAAAGAACAAACCACAAAAUCCCUAUUUGUUACUGCAUUGUAUGACUUUGAAGGAAAAGAAGAAAGUGAUUUAAGUUUUAAGAAAGGCGAUCGGAUAGAAGUAAUCGAGAAAGGAAACGGACCUAUUGAUUGGUGGGUGGGCAAGGUGGAUGGUGUUGUUGGUGAAUUUCCUGGUAAUUAA
This is a messenger RNA of Acaulospora morrowiae, 1767 nucleotides long. The record is from the annotation of a GenBank genome assembly. NCBI's taxonomy places the organism in Eukaryota, Fungi, Glomeromycota, Glomeromycetes, Diversisporales, Acaulosporaceae.